Suillus fuscotomentosus is the source of this 2310-nucleotide messenger RNA. RefSeq lists its product as uncharacterized. The transcript has 5 exons. The record is from RefSeq and is a predicted model, not a curated record. The coding region runs from base 1 to 2310 and encodes 769 amino acids. Lineage: Eukaryota; Fungi; Basidiomycota; Agaricomycetes; Boletales; Suillaceae.
AUGGUCCAGCAACCUCCUUGGAUGCAGCAAGAUGCUCCUGAUUUUGGCAUGAUGGGCGCUGAUGUCUUCCCAGCUGGAUUACUGGGAGACCCAGCUCUAAGUAUGGUUGGAGUUGGCAACAAGUCCCUAUGGGGUGCACCAUCAGCACCUAAUGCACAGGCACACCUUGCACCUCUGCCUUUGCAGACCACUUUCAAUUUUCCCUGUUCAUCCGACCCUGCCGGUCAACCCUCUUCCAGUCUCACGCAGGAAUGUUCCAGGCAGAGCUCAGCACCCACUCUAUGUCCCGUAUCGUCAUUGCCACCUCAAGAUCAUGUACCACCCCCGCUGCCAGCCAUGAACAUCAUUCCACCCACCCCACUCAAGGAAGAUGGCGGUAAUCCCAAUCCCGUUCCAGGGAGUGCCACUAAUGCUCCUCCUACUUCAACAAGAGAACAAAUGGCCAUUAUUGCUUCUCAGAAACCUGUCAUCGAAGGCGAAGCACCUCCCCCCAACUGGCCACAUCCUGGUGCCCAACGAAUGUUUAUUAACGGUAACACCGAUCAUUUUGGUCUUUCUCCCAUCAAGUUCAGCGCUGCAACCACGAAAGUCAAGAGGGGCCCCAUCAAAGCUCCUAAGGCUCCAUCACCACUCACCGAGUCUGACUCGGAUGAUGACGAGGCAGCUGAAACUUCAGUCCUUAAGCCCCUACCUCAAGUGAUGGCCCAAAAACUCAACUCCAACACGCAUCAUGAAGUUGUUUCUCCACCAGCAUGCACUUCCAGGGUCGUUGCCAGGCCAGUUGCAACUCUGAGCGACGUGAUUGAACUCACAUCCACCGAAGAGAACCUCCUGGAAGAGCAUAGCACAGAGUAUGAAGAAGCUGGACGUGGAAAGAAGAGGAAGAUUAAGUCUGCCAACACAUCACAUGUGUCAAAGAAGACUGCUGCGCCCACAGAGAAGACUAACACUUCAAAAGCAGGGAAGAAAGGGCUACAGGGUAAGAACGUAGAAUCCAAGCCCAAGGUGCCGUCUAUGACCCCACCCACGAAGGGUGGACCACUGUCCCCAUUGAUGGUGGAAUCAUCUAGUGACGGUCUCCCAUCACCAGAACAUGAUGGGCCUUCUGAGGAACCCAGGAAGGAACAUGUUAAACCACGUCUGGUCACCAAGGGUUUUUGGGUUGCGAUGAAUCGCAGCCUUUGCACAGUGUAUGGGAACUUGGACUCUGAAUCUGAGGUCGACAACAGCAAGAAGACAGACCCUACUACUAGAACAGGUACCAUCGCUGAGGGUUCUGGUACUAUUGCCAACGUCCAGCCCAAUACCUCAAAGGAAAACUCUACCCAGAUGUCAGAGUGGGAAGCAUUACCCCAAACCACCCCGUUGGAUGCAGUGGCCCCUACUAUUCCCCACCAGCAGCCUGUUAGCGAUGUCCCUCGUACCCACCAAACCUCUCAUGGCAACGAUAUCCCUCAUGACGACCCUCUGCACCCUCACGAGCCUCUUCAUGAUGACAACACUCGUGACACCAUUGGCAAUGACCCUCCAAACCACCCUCUUCAUGACUCUCAAGGUGGUCGCGAGCCUCUGGUUCAUGACCACCCUCCGAACCACUCUCUCCGUGACCCUCGAGGUGGUCAUGAGCCUCCACACGAGCCUCUUGACCGCCCUCCAAGCCAUCCUUACCGUGACCCUCGAGGUGGUCAUGAGCUUCCACACGACCCUCUCCAUUAUGAUAACACUCGAGGCAUGGCUCGCAAUCAUCGUGACACUGCCCACCAUGACCCUCGUGAUCAUAGGGAUCCUGCUCAGCAUGACCCUCGUUAUCAUGGCAAUCCUCGUGAAGCUCUACGCCCGCAUGACCCUCAUUACACUCAUGGCUACUCUCAUGAAGCUGCGCGUAUCAUCGACCGUGACACUCUUCACCCCCACAAUGCAUUCUACCCCCGUGAUUUUCGUCCCCGCUAUGGUCCUCAAGUUCAUCAUGGAACUGCUGGCACUCGUACAGAAAGUGAGAUGAGUGCUCAUCGUGACAGCUCACCUGUACCGGAGUUUCAUGGCUAUGGUCCAGGUGAGCGUGAACACACCUAUGCAAGCCGAUACAGUCCUGUUGAAGGAGGAUACCCUCGACGAGAUGACCUUGAAGAGCGUGAGGAUUCACUAUCCCCCUAUCAUAGUCAUCCAGUUGGUGGGGGCAAUUAUCGUGAGGGUCCUAACAGGAUGUUCCCAUGGGUGGACAAUGAUCCUCACUUUGACUAUGACCGUGAUGCUGUUGCACGAGCAUAUAAUCAUGAUUUCACUAACCCCCCGAGGCCUCCUGCAAGUUAG